Cheilinus undulatus (humphead wrasse) is the source of this 2394-nucleotide messenger RNA. Its product is annotated as gastrula zinc finger protein XlCGF57.1-like. Bases 212 to 1843 code for a protein of 543 amino acids. NCBI's taxonomy places the organism in Eukaryota, Metazoa, Chordata, Actinopteri, Labriformes, Labridae. The transcript is spliced from 2 exons. Gene Ontology annotation, molecular function: DNA-binding transcription activator activity, RNA polymerase II-specific; RNA polymerase II cis-regulatory region sequence-specific DNA binding. Gene Ontology annotation, cellular component: nucleus. Gene Ontology annotation, biological process: regulation of transcription by RNA polymerase II. The record is from RefSeq and is a predicted model, not a curated record.
CAGUUCUAGCUGCGAUCGUUUCUCCGUGGUUUAUUGACUGUCAGUCAUUAAUUUUAAAUUAAAUGGCGCUAUAUUCUGAAUAAGAGAACACUAUCAGAGUGUAUCAGUGUAAAACAAACAUCAACAUGGAGUCAGAAAACGGAGUUACGGAGUGAGACGAGCAGAGAAGAACCUGGAAGCUAACGGCCGACUGUAACCGAGCAGCGGAAACAUGGAGGAGCUCAAUCCGCCGUCAGCUAGCUCUGCAGGUGAAAAUGCGACGAUGGGGGACAAUCUUAAGGUGUUCAAAGACUGCUGCAGUCCACUGAGCAAAGAUUUCCAGCCACUGUUGGUGAAAGAUGAAGAAGUUCUCCCUAAGCAGCAAGAGAUGAACUCCAGUCUGAACCAGGAGGAACCACCAGAAUCAGCGCACAUUAAAGAGGAACAGGAGGAACUGUGGAUCAAUCAGGAGAGAGAACAGCUUCACGGAACAGAGGAGGCUGAUAUAAAUGUGUUCACAUUCACUCCUGUUCCUGUGAAGAGUGAGGAAGAGGUUGGAGAGAAAGCUCAGUCCUCACACCUUCAUGAAAACCAAAGUGGAGAGAACAGAGACUCAGAGAAUUUGAAAACAGAAUCUGAUGGAGAGGAAUGUGGAGGAUCAGAAGCAGGCAGAGACUUGAAUCCAAUUAGUCAUGAUGACACCUCACAAUAUUCUGGAUCUGAGACUGAUGACAGUGCUGACUGGGAGGAAUGUGACGAACCUCAGGAAGGUUUAAACCAACUACAAAAUAGAAAAGGAGCUGUAAAUGAUAUGAAAUGUAACACUGGAAACGCAACAGUUAGUGAUCAGAAGCUAAUCAGUUGUUCAGUUUGUGGUAAAAGAUACAGGGGUAAGAAAAGUUUAAAAGCCCACAUGUUGCAUCACUCAGGUGAAGAUCGUUUCAGUUGCUCAGUUUGCCAGAGAAACUUUAUCUGGAGAAAAGAUCUGGUGGUGCACAUGAGAGUCCACACAGGAGAGAAACCAUUUAGCUGUUCAGUUUGUGGUAAAAGUUUUUCACGUCAUGAAGUUCUGAACAGACACUCUGUUGUCCACUCAGGGGAGAAACCAUUUAGUUGUUCAGUUUGUGGCAAACGCUUUUAUGAUCAUGGAAAUCUAAAAGAACACUCAGUCGUCCACACAGGAGAGAAACCAUUUAGUUGUUCAGUUUGUGGUAAACGUUUUGCUCAAAGAGGAAAUUUGAGAAGACACUCCAUUAUUCACACAGGGGAGAAACCAUUUAGUUGUUCAGUUUGUGGUAAAUGUUUUUCUAGUCAUGGAGGUAUGACAAGACACUCUGUUGUCCACACAGGGAAGAAACCAUUUAGUUGUUCAGUCUGUGGUAAAAGUUUUUCUCAACAUGGACAUCUGAGGGAGCAUUUUAUUGUCCACUCAGGGGAGAAACCAUUUAGUUGUUCAGUCUGUGGUAAAAGUUUUUCUCGACAUGAAAAUCUUAGAACACACUCUUUUGUCCACACAGAAAAUAAGCCAUUUAGUUGUUCAGUUUGUGGUAAAGGUUUUUCUCAAUCUGAUCAUCUGAAGACACAUUCAUUGGUCCACACAGUGGAGAAGCUAUUUAACUGCUCAGUCUGUGGUAAAGGUUUUUCACAACACAAAGGGUUGAGAAGACAUUCUUUUGUCCACUCAGGGGAGAAACCAUUUAGUUGUUCAGUUUGUGGUAAAAGUUUUUCUCAAGCUGCACAUCUGAGGACACAUUCUGUGGUCCACACAGGAGAGAAACCAUUUAGUUGUUCAGUUUGUGGCGUAAGUUUUUCCCAGCAGGGAAGUCUGAGAAGGCAUUUUUUUCUCCACAGGGAAGCUGUCUAGUUGUUAAGUUUGUUAAAGAACAUUCUCUCAACUUCAUCAUGUUGAAAAAAAUGUGUGUCAGCAAGAGCAGCAAAAUUUUAUUAAGAUCACAGGAUAAUCAUUUUUAGACCUGGACUAUUUAAGAUACAGGGGAAAUGUCUCAGAUUUUGUUUUAAAAUGUGAUUUUAAAACUAAAUUACUCGAUGAUUUACUCAGAUCACAGUUUUCUGGAGUUGAUGGGCUCUCUGAGUGUUUAACCAGUCUUUUAUGUGUUAAAUGUUUUAUUUAUGAAUGGUUAAACUGGUGAGCAGAGUUGCCUUUGAAUUUGCUCAGUCUUCAUACAAUAUUCUGAUAUUUAAUAAUUGUCAAUAUAGAGUUGUUGAUAGCUGUAAUAUUUCUUCAAUGUGAUGUUAAUUUUGGUAAAACAAUAAACCUCUGGUUGUAGAGCAACCUUAGCUCUUGUUUUUGGUUUUGCUCAACCUUUCUAGUAACAUAAAACUCUGUAAUGUCAAAAACAUGACCUGACUAAAAUCAACGUAAUGGAUGUAAAAAUAGAGGCAUAAACAACUUGU